UCUACUUUCGUUUUGAAGUUCCUAGUAACACCGCAAGUCGGAUUCUCCUGGUGGAAAGAAUGAAAAGGAAUAUCAGACAAUAUCAUAAUCUUACCAACUGUACGGCGAAAAUGGCAACUGCGCAGACUCAAGAACCAUAUUGGCAGUGUGAUAAAUCACUGGUCGAGUGUCUGAAUCAUUUAUUGACUUCCGGUAUAGGAAGUGACGUUACAUUCCUGGUUGGGGAGGACAAAUAUAGGAUUCCCGCCCAUAAAACUAUUCUCAUCAGCAGAAGUCCUGAAUUUUACGACAUGUUUGAGGGAAAUCUGUCAAAAAAUGGCGAAAUAGAAAUUCCGGAUAUUGAACAAGAGGUGUUCACAACGUUUUUGAGGUAUCUGUAUACAGACACGAUAGAACUGACCAUCAACACCGCAGCCUCUGUCCUGUCAGCUGCGCGAAAAUACAUGGUGGACCAUCUUGUCGAAAAGUGUGAAACCUUCUUGAAGACUUCUCUAACCACCGUAAAUGUAUGCCUACUAUUGGAACUAGCCCAUAUUUAUACGGAGGAAAGCCUAAAGGAGGACUUUGCAAAUAUGAUCGCAAGAUCACAAGAAGACGUGCUGAAGUCUGCAAGUUUCGUCGACUUGUGUGGCGUCUGUGUAAAGAGUAUCACAGAGUCGGACGACUUAGCGGUGGAGGAGAGCGUGGUGUACGAGGCGGUGAUGCGGUGGUCAGGGGUGGAGUGUGGACGUCAAGGCCUGGAGGUAACGGAUAUAAACAGACGGGAGGUACUAGGGGACAUAAUCUACACAGUCAGGUUCCCCAUCAUGGACACGAAGUAUUUCUUACACCAUGUUACUACGAGAGAUGUCCUGACGGCAGAACAGUUAGUGACCGUCAUGGGGUUACAGCAGGACAACAAGACAUAUCCAUGGACAGAAUUCAGCGUGAACCAACGAAAAGAUAGAAAACCAUUAAAAUGAAUAUUUGAAUGCAUAAGCAGACUUACGGGUAAGCGGAACAGUUGAUGGGAUACAUUGAGUCUUAAUGACAGUGGUUCCAUAUCUUUUGUCUCUACAGUUGACAUGUUCAUGCAUGGACUGCAGCUUUAUGGGUCGUAUGGGAGCGAUCGGAAUGUUCUAAUAUGAGUCUACAGUCCGGAUGGUGACACUCUAUAUAAGGAAACUCAUACGGUGUUAACAAAUGAGACAAUGUGUAAUAUUGAAUUCCAGCACGUUAUCAACAUAACACGAGAUCAUUCCUAUACUGUCGUCUUACACGGGGGAGUAAACACAAAGGUGUAUGGAAAUCAGGGAUGUAGCAAGGUGAAAUGCCGUGAUGGACAAAUCCCAUUCAUGGCAAGUUCAACUUUUCCAUGUAUAUACACAACCUUCGAUACGGGUCAAAUUCCAGGACUGUUGGUAUUUUUCUAAGUGUUUUUUCCGCCACAGCCGAGUACAUUUAACCGCCCAAGGACAAUAACAGACGCACUAUCGAUGUAGAUUACCAUAAAUAGUAUUGAUAAAUCGACAUUAAAGCUGAAAAUAUAUG
Molecule: messenger RNA, 1530 nt
Organism: Mizuhopecten yessoensis (Yesso scallop)
Lineage: Eukaryota; Metazoa; Mollusca; Bivalvia; Pectinida; Pectinidae
Product: BTB/POZ domain-containing protein 6-like
Exons: 3
Coding region: 60-962 (300 amino acids)
Biological process (GO): neurogenesis
Cellular component (GO): cytosol
Molecular function (GO): protein binding
Source: RefSeq, a predicted model, not a curated record